AUGGCACCCGCCAGAAUCUCCCCUCCAUCCUCACCAGCCCAGGCCCAAGGCCUGACAGCCGCGCAACGCGAAGCGUGGGACAAAAACGGCUACCUCAUCAUCCCCAACGCCCUCUCCGAGUCCGAAGUGCAAUCUCUCCUGACCGAAACGCACGCAAUGCUCGAUGGCUUCUCCCUCGAAGGCCACCCCAUGACCAAGUUCUCCACAGGCGACACCACCAACCACGGCAGCGACGACUACUUCCUCACCUCCGGCGACAAAAUCCGCUUCUUCUUCGAAGAGGACGCGUUCGAUGCCCAAGGCUCCCUCACGAAACCCAAGCAGCGCGCUAUAAAUAAAAUCGGCCACUAUUUGCAUCACCUCUCCCCCGCCUUUCGCGCCGUCUCCGUUAAUGAGCGCAAUGCGCGCAUCGCCCGUGAUCUCGGCUUCCGCGACCCGAGAGUCCUGCAGUCCAUGGUCAUCUGCAAGCAGCCCGAGAUCGGCGGCGCCGUUCCGCCGCAUCAGGAUUCCACUUUCCUGUACACCGAUCCCCCGUCCGCCGUUGGGUUCUGGUAUGCGUUGGAGGACUGCACGCUGGAGAACGGGUGUUUGUCUUUUGCGCCGGGGUCGCAUCGCCGGGCGCCUGUGGGGAGUCGCUUUGUCCGCACUGCGGAUGGGCGGAGUACGACGUUUGAGCCGAAUGCGGGAACUGUGUGGCCUGCGGAGCACGCGGUGGAGGAGAGCGGUGCUGAGGGAGAUGAGAAGUAUGAACUUGGCGAGGUCAAGGCGGGGACUUUGGUGCUCAUCCACGGCAAUGUCUUGCAUAAGAGCGAGAAGAAUCUCAGCAAAAAAGGCCGGAUGAUUUACACCUUCCACUGCAUAGAGGGGGGUAAUCGGUACGACGAGCGGAACUGGCUGCUGCCGCCAGACACCGGCUUCACCAAGCUGAACGAGGCCCUGAGAUAG
Molecule: messenger RNA, 945 nt
Organism: Neohortaea acidophila
Lineage: Eukaryota; Fungi; Ascomycota; Dothideomycetes; Mycosphaerellales; Teratosphaeriaceae
Exons: 1
Coding region: 1-945 (314 amino acids)
Source: RefSeq, a predicted model, not a curated record